Molecule: messenger RNA, 7255 nt
Organism: Chilo suppressalis (striped riceborer)
Lineage: Eukaryota; Metazoa; Arthropoda; Insecta; Lepidoptera; Crambidae
Source: the annotation of a GenBank genome assembly
CUAGGAUGGAAGAGACGGUGCGAUCACUGCUGCAAUACAAGAGCCGCGUGGAAACUUUGAAGCAGGAAAAAGCGUCUUUAUCUUCUGCGCUGGAGGCGUCAGCAGCGCACUACCAGAGUCAAGUAACGGCGCUGAGUGCUGAGAACGAACGGUUGCGGGGCCAGCUGGGCGCGCUUUCAGCGGGACUCGGCGCGAGCGAGCACGAGCGCAAACUGGACGAUGUCGCGCAACAAGUGGUGCGCGCGCUGCUUUCACAGAAGAGUGUCCGCGAAGAGCUGGGAUGCGCGCGAGCACGCGUUCGCGAGCUGGAGGCACAGAACAGGGCGCUGAGCGCUUUGCUGGUGAGGCAGCUGCGGCCGCAGCCCCGGCCUUCGCCCGCCACGCCUCAUACUCCGCUCACUCCACACACCCCACGAGAUCUUCAAGUACACUUGGUGGACGUCGGGUCGUGCGGGUCUUUAGUCUCGUUCCGGGAUUCGCCACCGCCCGCGCCGCCGACGCCGCAACCCCAUCCGCUCAGCCACGACGACAAGCGGCGCCACCAGAUCCUUGCUGACAUAUGGACUGAACUCAAGGGGCUGGAGGUAACGCCAGCUAACCUGGCGCGGGCGCUAUCCGCCGUGGACCCAGCGCUGUGGGCGCCGCCCGCCCGCCCCGCCACGCUCAGCCUCAACAUGCCGCAACCUUGCACGGACUCCAUCACAGGCACCUGCUGUGAGAAGAUCACCGAGGAGGACAACGGCGAAGCAUGCGAGGCUGGCGCUGAAUCCCCCGAGAGUGGCGCCAAGGACGAGGGUUACUCCACCAUGUCGAGCGACGUGCAAGCCGACGCGUCGCGCCAGUCCGACCACGCUCCCGACCGCGCGCUGCCCGACCUCAACGAGGCCUCCGACGAGACCGAUAACCAGACCAUCGUGUCCAUCAACCCGCGCGAGCGACGCCAUGCCAGACUUAUAACCGACGCUGACUACAUCUACUUCCCUAUUGGCGUCGCCUUCGCAGGCCUCAGAGGCAGCUACCCACCUUCAAGACCAGUACUACCUUUCCAACACGUCGUCCGCAGCUUUUCAGACUCUCAUCUUUGUUUAAAACUCCUAGCGGGAACUACAUGCCCUACCAGCUGUCUAGACAGUCCGACCCCGAGCUCAGGAGUAUUAGUAUUAGAUCUGAAACCAGCGCCCGAAAGACCUCUGAGGAGACCCGCGAUCGCGUCAACUACCAGCUCGGAGAGAGUGUCCUGGGGAAGUACAGUCGAUGAACGCGCUGACGGUUCGCAAUACGACGCCGAUUAUGUUCAACACUGGCUCGAAUUGGACGACGCGAGAUCGGCACUUCAGCAGCGACAUAGAGACAUAGCCGACUUAGAAUAUGAUAGGGCUGAAUUGGAAGAUUGGAGCCUCUCUUUGUCUUGUGAAGAUCUCAGAGACAGGCAGUCCCCGUUCGCGGAAAUAACCACUCCUGGGCAAAUAUCGUUGUCCACCUUACCGAGUAUUAGGGAAGAUGAUGCGCUAGAGCUUGAGGAGGACGUCGGCGACUGUUUAUGGAAUGACUGUGGAUUUGCCACGAUAGAGAUUGAUGAAUGCAGGAUAGGCGACGAUCCGGAUAACACGGACAAAAGAUGGGAGUGUAGUGGAACUCAUUCGCCCGGUGGCUCUUGGUCGAGUACUUCUGACGCUCCGGAUAAAAGGUCUAGUACCGCUUUGAGUGAGGACGGUGAUUGCGCAAAUGUCGGUCUUGAUUUCACGAGAGAUUUCUAUAGACUUGUGAAAUACGAAAGCACAAAAAGCUUAGCUUCGAACUCGUCACGAGGCUUACCUGCGCCGGAUGUUAGCAAUCAUUUGAGAGUGCACGACGUGCAGGCAGUGGCGCUACAAGAUCGUGAACAAGCGCUCCAAAACGUGUUACACUUCAUUGCGGAACAACAGAAGUAUUGUCGUGAUAGAGAAGAAUCUGAUUCGAUGUCGUCGCGACCGGUAUCGGAAAUACGAGAACUCCCUCCGCCUUAUGCGGCGGCGGAUUUCGACGACGACUCGGUCGGUCCACGGAGUGAAGUCUCCGAAGACAGGCAGAGACCGGACUCUUUCGGUAGUUUCUCUGAAAACGAUUCCUGUGAUGUUAUCCUCGGCGAACGGCCGAGGGUUCCGUAUUGUGAUAAUAUUUCCGAGCCAAGGUCGACCCCGAGAUUCAUCGAACGCGAAGAUCCGUAUGCGGAGUCGGAGGGCUAUUUCAAUGAAUUCUCUCAUAUCGAAAACGCUGAAAACGAAUUAGACGAGCAUCAAAUUCUUAAAGUGCAAAGAAAGAACGAAAUAAAUAGAACAAUAGAUGUCAUAAAUUCCACGGAUGAUGAACCACCUCUAGAUCAAUUGAAAGAUGAAAGAAGUGAUAUAGAAUCUAGUCGAUGCACUGAACAUCAUUCAGCAUUAAAAGAGAAUACCGUUAACAUAAAAUUAAAUCAGAAACCUCCAAACGAUAGAGUGGUAUUGGAGAGUAGUCUGAUCAAAUCGUCUAGUUUUACGUUUCCCAGUGAACCGGAGACUUCUUUCGUGGAGGAAGUUUUGAGCGCUUGCAGACGAAGCACAGGAGCUUUAGUUACCGUCCCGGAGGAGGAGGAGGGGUCAUCGCCAGAGAACGGUUCCCCUCAAAUGACUGAAUCGAAUACGACGAGCACUUCUACUGCUGAAACUGUGAUAGUAAGUAAUAAGAAUGAAGUGACAUUUAAGGAGAUUAAGCCGAGGAAAGAUAAGAGUCGGAUCCCUACGUUGAUGGGAGGUAAAAGGCCUCCGUCGUCGCCAAACAAGACGCGGUCGAAGAUCCCGGUGGCGGAGAGGGGCAGACUCACGGCGUCGGUGUCCGCUGAGCCAAUCAUCGUGAAACAAGAGCACACGCUCAGCUUCCACGAAGCCGCCACUUCCAAAGAUGUCAUCGAGGAGCUCAAUCGCAUGAUCCGCCAGAGUGAGUCGACAGCAGUGAUGGAAGAACAACCGGACAAAAGUCACUCGCACAAAGACGGCGCGCUGUGGGCGCCCACCGGCUGGGUCCACGUCGAGAGGGACAUCGACUUCAGCGACCCUAAGGCGCGCGCGAACUUACUAGACGUGAUGUUAGCGUCAAGCGACUCGUCGCCAUCUUCAUGCAGCUCAUCGCCCGCGGAACCUCCCCCGCCCCCGCCCGCGCCCGCGCAACCCCCGCCCCCACCCACGACCAACGCGCCCUACUCGCGUCUGCACCGCUUACACCGUUCCAGGAGACAGAAGACAGCCGCCGCGCUGCGCAGUCGCGGGCUGGCCGUGCUGCGAUUCCCGCGCGCGCGCCGCCCCUCCAUCCUCGGCCGCGACGGCUUCUUCGUCCGGUACGGCGACCGGGAGCGCGCCGCCGUCGCCACCUUCGACUUCCUCGACGAAAUCUCCGGCGGAUCCUCCCCGGACACCAAAGACUGUAUAAAUUAGCGUUAACGCCAAAUUAUAUUUUUCUAUCUCGCUUGUGACGGCCUGCGUGCCGCUGACGAAACCCGCUCGAGUGACUCGUUUCCCCGUUUGCGAUGUUGAAGAUUGUCUUCUUAGGCAGCUCCGCUCGAUAGAGCUUGUAGGAUAUUGGAACACCUACGAGAUGACGCACUCGACAUCGGCUUGUUUUGUGAUGCAGUUUUUUAUGUAUCGAAAAUGUUUAUGAAUAUGUUACGAAAUUCGGCGACUGUAGUGUAGUGCGCGAACUGCACGAUCCACAUGGCUGCAGCUUUGGGUCCCGAGUUAAGUGUCAUAACUCCGCUUAAUAGAAAACUAUAAUUCUUUACUCUUUAUAGUUAAGUCAGGUGUGGGAAAAGACACGACGAAAACAGAGGUUUUCUAUACAAGUGUAACCUAUAUUGUGAAUGUUCCGAAAUCUUAAUAAACAUCGACUGUAAAUUCACAAUAAAAUAGCGAGCGCGGCGAUUUUAAUUGUCAAAUAACAAACAAUAAUUUGCAUUGAUGUAUUUAUAUGGAUUGAAAAAAGAUUGUCGAUGCUGCGCCUACGCCGCACGACGCACUUUCAUUGUGAAUAAGGCCUAACGCUUUCAACGUUCAAAUGUCAUGAAAUUUUAAUUUUAAAUGCCUUUGAAAUCGAUAAAGUAAGCGCUUUGCAAUGCCACCAACAAUAAAAAUUAUAUUCUACUCGACAAACCCUAUCCCCGCGAUGUCUAGCUUGCUUCGAUUGAACACACGACUUAGAUAAGACGAACUAACUAUUGACUAAGUAAAUGAAAGCUGCGGCCUCGAAGUAAUGUGAUAUUUUUGUAUAUACUGUAAGUCCCACUUAUUUUCAUACAUUUAAAUGGAUUCCUUUCUUACCGAACGAUGCGUUACUGUUGGGUAAAAGUGUGAAAUAGGUACUGUGUGUUUCUGAGUCUGUGGUACACUAAGGGAAUGACUGAGUCGUGCGAGGGUAAGAAGGAUGCCAGAAUACUUCUUUCUCUUUCUAAAUUUAACCUAAAAGAAGGGUAGAAGAGCUUUUAUCAUCGCACAACUGCGGUCGAAUAAUACGUAGGUACUUAUGUAAAUAUCGGUUACGAUUUACUUAUCGAGUUAGCAACUAACUAUUAUUAAUAAAGAAUAGUCAUCUAUAACGAUCGAUUAACAUUAUGAAUCCAUUAAAUCGAAGGGUACUAAAGUAUGUUAGGUGUACAUAGAUAUUAUGACGUCAUUGAAUGCUAUUUAUUGAUUUGUAUCCGUUGCGAAUUGUCGAUCAUUUGUGUAUACUUAGGUACAUAUCAUGAAGUUGUAUUAUUUCUUAAGGUGAUGAUUCUGUAAUGUUAAGUUGUCGAAGAUUGUGGCAAAAGCAUUGGGUGUGAUAUACGAAAAAACGAUACGUAGUAACUGUAUUUUUAAUUAAACGAAAUAGCUUCUUAAAUAUUUUCUUUCAAACAAUGAAAUUUAUGGAUGAUGGGUUUAGUGAUAUUUUUUUAAUAUUAUAACUUUAUAUAAAUAGUGAACAGGCUGUAAUAAAAAACAAAUAACUAAUACCUUAAGUUUAUUGAAUUGGUUACAAUCAUGUUAAAAUAAAUAGUUACAAGGUAAUUUUUUUUUAUUAUUAUAUUUAAACAAUUGUUACUUUAUGUAAUAGAUACACAUAUAGAUACUUAUAUACAUAAGCAGUUAUUAGCCACAAUCAUUGACAAACAAUUUUCUUUGUACCUACUAUUAAAAUAUUUUUUUUUAGUCGGUUAGAAACCAUUGCGAAAUUGUUCUCGAGGACUUUAUUGUAUUUAGUUAUUUUAAUGGCGCAACCAAAGCGAUUUUACACAAAAUAUUGCCACCACUCGUUACACUGUGACACAUUUUUGUUAAGUUAGUUUGGUGAAUUAUAAUUUGAUUCCAGCUUGUUUCAAAUGGUAGAGAUUGAAGACAAUAAAGGAAGAUUUAUACCUAUUUAUUAAUAUAUAUCGAUAUGACGACUCGAUGGAUAUCUAAAAUAUAAACGUAGUGUAAGAAGACCUUAGCGAUUUUUUUCCAUCCGAAAUAUUAAACUUCCCCCGUAUGGAUACAUACUUAUGUGGAAUUACUUUACACGAUUGGGCUUUCAGAUUUCUCUCAUUGCAAAAGUAGACUUAAUUUUAAAGCACAUAAAAUAUCUUUUGUUGUAUGAUGCCAUAUAGGAUUUUUUUUGGAAAGGCCUAUUUUGUUAAUUUCAUAAUCAAUUCCAUGUUUUCUUAAUUUUAGCAAUUUGCCGUGAUAUUUUACUUUACUUAUUUACUUCUUUAUUAACUUGACAUAAAUCAUUGGCGCUAUAUAAACUAUACCUAACUUAUUGAUAGUACUAUUCUGUACCCUAAACAUGAACUAAUAUCGAAUUCGAAUAGUUUGCAAGUGCAAAAUAUCAAUGCCAAAUUUUUGUAUGGAAACUUGAACGUCAGCGCCACAACGAACGAGAACUAAAAAUCAGUAUAUAUUUGACAUAAUAUCUAAAUCGAAUUAUACUGUUCGAAUUCGAUACUGGUUCGUGCUAAAGGUACCUACUGUACCCCUAGCACGAACCAAUAUCGAAUUCGUAUCGUUUGCGAGUCCGAAAUGUCAUUGUCGUAGGUGUAAAUGUGUAGGUACUGAUUUUUAGUUCUCGUUACGUACUUUGUGCCGCUGCUGUUCGAGUUUCCAUACAAAAUUUGACAUUGACAUUUCGGUUUGCAAACUAUUCGAAUUCGAUAAUGGUUUGUGCUAGGGUUACUGUAAUAAAAUUCAAUUUUUUCACCUCAGAAUCCGUGCGUGUGCUUUGAAAUUUAUUUGAUAUCCGUGUUCUAAUUUUAAAUCACACCGCGUAUUCCGAGAUGGAAUGUGAAUUUGUUCUUGCAGAAUAUAACUGCUGUUCUUAAAAAAAUAUAGGUGUGCUAAACUUCUGCUUUUUCUAAAUAUUUGCCCUUUCCAAUUGUGCUAUGAUUCUCUUAUCUGGUCAAAAACCAAUAUAGUUCUAUUACAGUUUUGCUGCCACGAAGAAAGUUUAUAAUGAUAUUGUAGAUAGUUUAUCCGUCCAAAGUUAACAAAUAUAUUAAAUAGGCAAGUAUUGGUGCCAAUUCUGGCGUGAUUCUUUAAAUUUAAAACUAAAUUUAACAUCAGUCUCUUCUUUUCAUUCUGUAUAGAGAAUGACAAGGAUAUACUGCUGUCAAAUUUAGGUUUAGGUUUAGAGAACCAUGCUAGAAUCGACACCAUUGUAUAAUUAAAACGUACUUACUGCCGUUUGGAUUUUAGUAAUCUUAUUUAAUCAUUGUCUACAAAUAUUAUUGCUUUUUAAAAUAUUAAUUCCAUUGAGUAUGUAUCCAAACGCAAAAUAUCCUAUUUUACUGUGAAUAAAAUAAUAAUUUUAAGUAGUAACUUCAGAUAAAAAUAUCUUGAAUAUUUUCCACAACAUUGAAAUGUGUAAGACCUUUUCGAAAACUUGUUAAUUAUUUUAUUAAAUUACCUAUAUUACCUUUCAGAAUUGGCAUGUUUAUAGUUUUAACAUGAAAUUCAUUUAAAUCAUAUUUAAACAUAACCACAUGUAUUUAUUAUAAAUAUCAGUAGAAUCAGUACUGUCAAACUACCGUUGGUUUUGAAGCACAAGCAUGAGGAUGUAAAUGUCGGAAAUUCGUAAUCGUUGGUAUAAUGGGUGCAUAAAUAUGUUUGUGCAUACUUAAGAGAUAGAAAUACUUGAAAUAGGUAGGUACUUUGAACAGUACAAAAUGUGUAGAGUAACAGUAUAAUUUAAUUAUCUACUAUCACAGAUGGGUUCAAUAAACGAUUCCGUUCCCAAA